AUGCCAGGCGCAAAGAAAGGACCCGCAGCCGUGGCCGGACCACGCAGAGAUGUGUUGGCUUCGCUGCGCAUGGCGUCAAUGGAGGACAUCUCCAGAGCGGCUCUUCCAGCAGAGAUCGUAUCCUCAAUCCUCGACUACGUCGGCCCCGUUGAUCUAAUCCGAGCAGCACGGUCAUGCAAGCUGAUGCACGAGAUGGCGUACGAUGACACGCGAUGGGUACACAGGCUGAAGAGAAUCGGGUGUUGGGACGAAGCGGAUGCCAGAAAGCACGCCGAAGUACUUUUUGGCACGGUUGCCAACAUGGAAGCUGUCGAACAGCAAGAAGAGGCGGAAACGGGUGAUGGGUCGGUCCCCGCUGUCACUGUUGGCAACGACCCUUCCAACCAGCUGAACAAGAUGUCUGAUGGAUUCGAUAAGAUCGAUCUGGUAAAUACAGCAUCGCAGAGUAAUGCGCUGGACGAUCUCAGCAACGAUCCUAGCUUGAUGGGUCUGAAACAGGUCAGGUCAAUACGGGGCGAAGCCCGUCAGGAAUACGGCAAGAUCCAUGCGGCCCUGGCACCUUACUAUGAGGAUAUUGCGCAAAAUGGACCGUCAACCGAGAAUCUCGUGUUCACGAAAUACCAAGAUCCUCUGGCCCAAGCACAACUGUUGGCUCAGUUGCUUUCCUUCGCGAAAUCAGACAUAGAGCAAGGAUGGGAACAGCGACUGGACCAUCUACAGGGCACCGUCUCUCUGUUCGAAAACGCAGCCUUGAAAGAGUUCCGUCAAGCUUACGAAUCCGAAGAUAUUGACGGAAAAAUGCGAAAAUACGCCCACGUUUUAUGCACGCUUAACGGCGGACAAUCUGCAGUCGAUAUCUUCAUCCACCACAACCACAUCAUGACAAGGAAGUCUGAUUUAGGAAACAUCGCUGACUGCAUUGAUGGACAAGCUGGCACUGUCAAGAUGGAGCAGACCCAGGCAUUCUUCACACGCCUCAGUGUCGCUUUCAACGAUGAGGUUUCCAUCAUGAACCGUGUAUUCCCUUCCGACAUGGAUGUAUCAACUGCUUUUAUGGAAAAAGUGGGCCAGGAUGUACUCUCCCCAUUCCUCACGGCCAUCUUCGACGAGCUUCAUCGUGUCAGCAUCGGCGCAUAUCUCACUGCAAUUUCUGCAACCUUUGUGCAGUGCAUGAACCUAUCGGAAGCUCUGCUCCCCACAAAAAAUUCCGAUGCCAAAUUUGAUGAGUAUCUUGAUAAUGUCGUAAUCAAGAUCUACGAGCCACACCUUGACUUGUACCUGGCAGAGGAGCUAGAUCAUUUUAAGAAAACAUGCGAGGCGACCGUGAGUGAUUGGGACCGGCAGCUUUCCGAGCAAGCCGCGUCGACCGAGUCUUUCUUGAUGUCCAACGUGAAUCGUCAAGCCGACAAACGAGACUUCCUAACAUCCUUCAAAAAAGUGAUCAUGAUGCCAGUGAACAUUCUCCCGAGCUUCUCAAGCACGAAGACAGAAGAAACGAAACCGGAGACGGAGUUCAGCAAUGACAAUCCAUUCCAGCAACCCAAGAGCCCCAACCGUUUCUCGACGAUAUCAUCACCUGCCCCAGUGGCCGUUGAAGAAGUUCCAACUACCGAGCUGGCAGCAAAGGCGGCCAUCAUGAAAGUCAAGAUGGAGGGUAUCCGAUCUUUGUUCAGCAUUGAGAUAGCCCUUGGCCUAGUUCAUGCCGCGAAGUCCAGCCUGGAAAGAGCCGCUCAGUUUGUACGACUAGGUGGCGAGCUUGCGCUCUCAGCGAAACAACAGUGUGAGGCAAUUUUCGUGACUCUGCUUCGCAUUUUGGGACACCAGCACGUCAUCGUUGGUUUCGACAAAGCCGUCAGCCACCUCUCCAACUACCGACCACGCGAGCAAGGAGAACGCGACCAAUCCGGAGUCGAACCACUGGUCACCUUCUUGGAGUUGGUCAACGUUGGUGACCUGAUUCUGCAGAUGAUGGACGUGUUCUACGAGCAGGAGCUGAUCGGCACAAGAUUAGCCGAUCGAAAUGACUUCAUGGACCCUGCAAACAAAGAAAAGAAAAAGUUCGAACAAAUGCUCGAUGAGCGCGUCGCCGCUGGUUUGAACAAGGGAAUCGACGUUCUCAUGGAAGAGGUGGAUUACAUCCUAGCAACACGCCAGCUAGCCACCGACUUCAACCCUGGCGUCUCCUCAGACCCGCACCGCCAGACCAUGGAUGUCGGUGUGAGUGAAGUCGCCACCGCUGUGGUCGAUGUCGUUUCCUCGCACACACAGAUGCUAGUAGGAAGCACAGACAAGAGUACACUCGAUGUCUUCAACCAGGAAGUUGGUCUCCGCCUCUUCACUGCCCUCUGCAAACAUCUCAAGCGCCAGCGCGUGAGUGUUGAGGGCUCACUUAAGUUGAUCAGCGACAUGAACCACUACUUCAAGUAUAUCCAGACUCUGCGAAAUACCGAGCUUCUUCUGUAUUUCACGGCGUUCCGCGAACUUGUGCAGAUCUACUUGGUAGAUCCUUCUGAUGCCAAAGAAUUGGCAAACCUCAUCGCCGAUGCGGAUCGGUUCCAUGGUAUCUGGCGCGUGGAAGAAGUGAUUGAAUUUGCGGAACGCCGGGCCGACUGGUAUCAGGUCAAGCGUGAUGUUGAACGAGCCAUGUAUGGCAUUGGUUGCAAUGUCAUGUAA
This is a messenger RNA of Penicillium olsonii, 2673 nucleotides long. The record is from the annotation of a GenBank genome assembly. NCBI's taxonomy places the organism in Eukaryota, Fungi, Ascomycota, Eurotiomycetes, Eurotiales, Aspergillaceae.